Molecule: messenger RNA, 2670 nt
Organism: Stylophora pistillata
Lineage: Eukaryota; Metazoa; Cnidaria; Anthozoa; Scleractinia; Pocilloporidae
Source: RefSeq, a predicted model, not a curated record
GAUGAUCGUGACUCGUUGUGUGGUGGCCUAGUGUGGUUUAUUUUUAAGGAUGAUCGUGACUCGUUGUGUGGUGGCCUAGUGUGGUUUAUUUUUAAGGAUGAUCGUGACUCGUUGUGUGGUGGCCUAGUGUGGUUUAGUUGAAAAAUCUCGCCUGUGACUAAAAUAAAGGAGUUCAUGAGCAACAAAGGAAGUAUUUUUAGCUUACAUUUCGCGUGACGGAGAGCCGUACAUCAGUUUUGCAUGUACAGAAUUCGCGAAUUGAUUAUUUCAGUCUCCUGAAAACAUUAUGUUGGUCCUUUUGCACAAUAUCCGAGUCUCUUCUAAUCAAAAUGAAGCCAUGAUGGGCCGGCUUCGAGCUCGUUUAGCUGGUUACCUAUCGCGUAGGAGAGAGAAUUGAUUUAUUUAAAACCCGGGGUUAUUGAAUGACUCAUUUUCUCGGAAACAUUAUUCAUCACCUCAUUAUUCAUGAUUUAUUCAUGCCCAUGAACUUAACUUAAAACCGUGAAGUGUGCGAUAGAUCAUAUACGCCAGAUUUGAUCGUUAAUGAGGCGACUUCAAGUAAAUCACAGCUAAACUGACUGAUUUAAUUAAGUAUCAUUCAGUUAGAUCAAACGAAAUUCGAAGGCUUAAACUGACAUGUUUUGUUAGCUGAUGGAAGAUUAAACACGGCCGCAUUUCGUUCGCAUUGACCGUAUGUGUGAAUCUUAUUUAGCGCCUGUUCAGUACGAACUUGACUCUUAGUCCGAAACACUUUCUUUGAUUUCAUUCAUUUUUGCUUUAUUCUAUGAGUUUCAACUUUAUUGUAUUCGAAUGAUUUUCAUUUAAUUUCAUUUCAUUGCGGCAGUUGACGACAUUUCAUGUUAUGAUAUCCGGGUUUUCCAAGAAACUAGAAUUUAUCGUUACUAUUUAUCGUUACUAUUUAUCGUUCCCGUAGCUGAUAAAGGAGUUUGUAUCAAUUGGAAGUUUAGUAAGCAUCGAACUUUAAUUCAGUGCUAUUUGAUUUUUUUCCCUCAUUAUUUCAUAUUUUACGCCCAAACGCCAGGAUAAUGUUUGUUACGGCGAAGAUGUUAUUCUCUCUGUUUCUGAAACUCCAAGUGAUCAUGGACUUCCUUGGAGUUAUCCAGGCCAACGUUAUCACUGAAUGCAGAAAUGAAAACAACUGUAUUAAAAACUACAGCGAUGUUUACAACUCCUUAAGAUCAGAGGAAAAUUACUAUAAUAUCGCGCUUGCCCUUUACCCUUCAAGAGAACCUUCAUCUGUUGUUGUCCGUAUCAACCUGUACUCAACGAAUCAGUCUGACCCCCACACGGGAAGAGAUUCACCCGUGCAGUAUACAUGGUGUAUGUCAUGUCUGUACGCUGCCAUCCCUGCUAAUGUUCUUGAACUCCUAUCCCUUGGUGCCAUUCUUAUCUCAUCGCGUACAAAGGACCUGGACAUCACAAUUGCACCGUUCUGUUGUAAUGUGUCGAAGGAUAAGAGAAUUGUGAACAUCGACAGAGUUUUGUCUGAGCUUCAAGACCUGGCUGACAGUCCAAAAAUCGAAAAUCCAACACUUAACACGGUUGAGUGUGUUACAGAAGGUCAUACUCCGGAUAUAGCUAGCGUCACGGCAAAACGUAAAACGUACAUCAGAGCGAUGCUGUGGAGCUCAUUGAGUUUUGCUUUUUUCUUUGGGCCAUUAUUAGCUCUCGGUAGUUUCAUAUUUCGUUUCAUGGACGAAAACGAUGACACUCAGGCAAAGGGAAAUAGACUAGAGCUAGCACAAGCCGUUAGAUGUACAAUCUUUUUACUAGCAUUCGUGGAGUUUGGACUUAUUUUAACUGUCGUGGGAUUUGCCAUAGAUUCAGCGGCACCUUGUGAGAUAUAUAUUAUCCUUGGGGUGAUUUUCGUUGAAGCUUUGAUAAUAAUGCCUAUGGUAGCGAAAAAAAGGUGGUUUAAAGUCUUACCUGAAAAUAAGAAAUGUGAAAAAGUGGUUGUCUUUAUGUGGGGAAACCUCACUGCGUUUCAUUUUAGCUGGCUGGUUGUUGGAAUAAUGAUUAACACAUUAUGGGGUUUUACUGUCCUGCUUGUUAUUUCCGUAGUUAUUUCUGCCUUUGUGUUUGCAAUUUAUAUCUUUCUAUGUUCCACCAAGGCAGCUUGUGAGCAAACUGCCAGGAUAGCUGGCAGGAAAGCUGGCAGGAAAACUGCCAGGAAAGCUGCCAGGAAAGCUGCCGGGGCGGAUAAGUUAAGGUUCGGGUUCAUCUGUUUCAGUUCUUUACUUUCCGUCAUGUCGCUUGUAGUUGUCGUAAUUUUAUCAGGGCAGGCGUUUUUUGGCAGAGAGUCUGCAAAUGAGUUAAUGAAAACAGCUCUGCUGUACGUUACCACCGCUUUUAUUUCCUGGAUUGCCCGUAAGGUUAAGGAAGAAGGAGACAAGACUAAGAAAAGUGGGGCAGGAGGCGCUGAAAAGAAUGAUGAACGGCAGGACCUGGUUGAGCCAAACACAAAUGAGCUAACUGAGAUCAACUGAAAAAUCUAAGCGCUGUUAAAAUGAAUCACUUUUUAUUCAAUUGUGUAGCUUUGCUAACAGUUUUAUUGUACAUGUUUACAGUUGGACCCCGAUAAUUCGAACUCGGAUAAUUCGAAGUCCCCGCUAAUUCGAAGUAAAAUUCAUUUCCCUUGGUUUUGCCCCA